AUUCGAAAUCAGUUCUUUUUUUGUUUGCUGAGUGACGCUGUGACUCUCAAAAUCUUUGUGUGUACUAGUAAGUUUAUGUUUUUGGAUUAACGAUCCCAGAACAAUUACUCACAUUGCGAAAAUAUCAUCGUCAAGAAUGAAAAAAAACUAGCGUUGAUUUUGUAUUAUUCGCUUUCAUUAUGGAUCAAGUUAUUGUUACAACACUAAGUGCUUCGUACAUGGAAUGGCACAUAAAAAAGGAACUUAUUGAAAAAACAGAUGUCAUUACUUCUCCAAUCUUUCUUUGUUCGCGGAAGAAACCGUGGCGUUUUGUUUUAAAGUGGGUAUUGAUUUGGGAUAACAAUGAUUAUAUAACGUGUUUAAAAAUAUUUCUUCAACGCUCAAAUGAAGAUGAUGUAGAGGAUGAAGUGAAUUCAAAAAAAAGUUAUCUACAAUACAAGAAUUGCCAAAACUGCGUAACUUACAGAAAAUCACUUUCAUUAAAUGAAAUAACGAUUUCUGAUAUACAAAAAUCAAAUUUGAAUAAAUAUUUGAAAAAUGGAAUAAUGGAAAUUCGCUUUUGGCUUGUUACUAAACUAAAAAACGAUGAAUAUUGUACUUUACUCUCAGUUCUACCUUCUUCAACACUUUAUAACAAUUCUGACUUUUCAGAUGUUCAGCUUUCAGUUGGAAAUCAAUCAUUUCAUGCGCAUAAAGCCAUUUUAGCUAAUUGCAGCCAAGUAUUUGCAACAAUGUUUAACAUUGAUAUGAAAGAAAGUAAAGAUAAUAUAGUGAAAAUUAAUGAUCUUAAUGCUGAAACUGUUCAGAGCAUGUUACAGUUUGUUUAUACAAGAAAAGUAGAACAGCUUAAUGAAAAUAUAGUAAUUAAUUUGUUAAUGGCUUCUGACAAGUAUCAAAUGGAGGAUUUGAAAAUUUUUUGUGAGAAUUAUUUGUAUCGGUCAAUAAAUUGUAAUAAUUGUAUCAGAAUUAUUGAGCUUGCAGAUCUGUACAAAAUGGAUUUAUUAAAAUUUUGGGCAAAAAGUGUUAUUGCUCAAAAUAUUAAAACAAUAUCAACAUCAGAAGACUUUAUAGAACUAGGAAAAAAAAAUUACGAUCUACUUAUGGAAAUUGUUAGCUAUUCUUUUGAUUGCCAUUGUAAAUGAGCAGUCUUAUGAGCUGAUAUGGAAAAGUUUUAACCAGAAUUAUUCAAAAGUUAUGUUCAU
Trichogramma pretiosum is the source of this 1202-nucleotide messenger RNA. Its product is annotated as TD and POZ domain-containing protein 4-like. Gene Ontology annotation, biological process: proteasome-mediated ubiquitin-dependent protein catabolic process; regulation of proteolysis. The coding region runs from base 180 to 1142 and encodes 320 amino acids. Gene Ontology annotation, molecular function: ubiquitin protein ligase binding. Lineage: Eukaryota; Metazoa; Arthropoda; Insecta; Hymenoptera; Trichogrammatidae. The transcript has 2 exons. The record is from RefSeq and is a predicted model, not a curated record. Gene Ontology annotation, cellular component: nucleus; cytoplasm.